This is a messenger RNA of Periconia digitata, 1296 nucleotides long. Lineage: Eukaryota; Fungi; Ascomycota; Dothideomycetes; Pleosporales; Periconiaceae. The record is from the annotation of a GenBank genome assembly.
GACUUUCACACACCACUACAGACAUCCUCCACCAUGGAAUCACCCAAUUCGGAUCUUUCGGACUACGCCAGCGAUGACUUCCCCGACGAGGUCAAAUCCCGCCGGUUCAUCGAGCACACUCCUGAACAUGAACCGUCGGCACGCCCCAGCAAACGACUACGCCUACACAACCGCGCGCCAUCCUCCCCACCUCCCUCUGCCAUCAUUCCACCUCUAGAAGACCCUGGCGAUCUCUCCGAAGAUACCGAUGGCAGUGUUCCCGCGUCGCCUCACCACCCGGGGAUGAGCGCCGAGGACGACUUCGGGCAGGAUCAGGUCACAGUGUGUAAAUGGGAGGGCUGUGAGGUCGGCGAUUUAGACAACAUGGACAAUCUCGUGGAGCAUCUUCAUGAGGAUCAUAUUGGGACACGACAAAAGAAGUACAGCUGUGAAUGGAGCGACUGCAACAGAAAAGGAAUCCCGCAUGCUAGCGGCUAUGCAUUGAGAGCACACAUGCGCAGUCAUACGAGGGAGAAGCCUUUCUACUGUACAUUGCCUGAAUGCGAUCGCAGCUUCACACGCUCCGAUGCUCUAGCCAAGCACAUGCGUACCGUCCACGAGACAGAGGCCCUCCGACCCUCGGAUCCUGUUCCCAAACACCAUUCGUCCAACCCAUCCAACAAGUUCCAGCGCAUCAAGUUGGUCCUGAGUGAUACGAAGCGCGCUGCUGAAGGAAAAGGCUCUACGCCCCCCUCGCCCGUUGCCCCCGUCCCGCCACCUGUAUCGCAGAACAUUGCCGCAGACUCCGAGUACACGCACAACAACAUCACAUACGUGCAGGAUGCUACGAUACCCAACGCACCCACCAUGGUGCAGUUUCCUCCCGACAUCUCCUUUUCCCCAGAUGAGCUGUCGCUACCUGCACCUGAACUGUUCAAACUGCUGCACAGACAAUUGCUCUGGGCAACACAGGAAAGUGAACAGCUUCGUGUAGAGGUCGAGAUUGCAGAAAAGAAGCGCAGAGACGAAUGGAUUGCCAAAGAAUUAUUAGUGGAGAACGUCAUGGAAGCUGAGAUAGCCAAGGCGCAGCGUAUGCGUCUUGAACAGGGGCUCACUGAUGACCCUCAGCAUCUACAAUACUUGGCGAGGGACGCAGAUCCCUCGACACAAUUAAGUGUAGAGCCUUCGAGGGAAGGGAAGGUGCCGUGGUGGAGGGAGGAAGAUUGGGGGCAGAGGUUCGCUGUUGGUAUCAAAACGCCAAAAGAAGAGCCUACCGAGCCACAGCCCGAUGACGCUGUCGCAACGGCAGAGACUUAG